Messenger RNA from Ogataea philodendri, 2697 nucleotides. RefSeq lists its product as uncharacterized. The transcript is spliced from 3 exons. Gene Ontology annotation, molecular function: clathrin heavy chain binding; SNARE binding; phosphatidylinositol-4,5-bisphosphate binding. Gene Ontology annotation, cellular component: clathrin-coated pit; clathrin-coated vesicle. NCBI's taxonomy places the organism in Eukaryota, Fungi, Ascomycota, Pichiomycetes, Pichiales, Pichiaceae. The record is from RefSeq and is a predicted model, not a curated record. The coding region runs from base 1 to 2697 and encodes 898 amino acids. Gene Ontology annotation, biological process: clathrin-dependent endocytosis; clathrin coat assembly; vesicle budding from membrane.
AUGAUGAUGGACGCUAGUCGUCGACUGGCCAGAACUGAGCUGGACUCGAUAAAAUCCACGUGUGACGAGCCAACAGGGUCCGCUGACAUGACCGACUCUGCACAAAGCUACUCAGACACCUCGUUCCACCAGCGGCCCCUGGCUCCCACACCGCUGCUGCCUUUUGGGCACAUAACCAAAAAAAUAAGCUUGUUUUUAUUUUAUCAGCCGGAAUCUUAUCCCGUUACCAUGACGACCUACGAGAAGAUAGUGAAGGGCGCCACGAAGAUCAAGCUGGCUCCGCCGAAGCCGAAGUACAUCGAGCCGAUCUUGAUGGCCACCGCAGAGGGCCAGAAGUCCGAGAAGUUUCGGGUUAUCAUGCGCACCUUGGCACUCCGCCUGGAUGAUACUGCGUGGUCCAUUGUGUACAAGGCGUUGAUUGUGGCACAUAUCAUGAUCCGCGAGGGCGACGAGGACACCACGAUCUCGUACCUGGCGAAAAACCCAGACAUGCUGGAGUGCAGGAACAUUGCAAAGUCCGGAACGUACAUUUCGAACGGAGGAGACCUGAAAACGUUGAAGAACUACUCUAAAUAUCUCACCACCAGGGCCAAGGAGUAUGCCAACGUGAGAAUUGAUUACAUCAAGCAGAUCAAGAAGCCGGCCACCUCGUGGUCGUCCAAGGAAACCGGCUCGAGACUCAGAGCAUUGAGCGUUGAUAAAGGGCUGCUUCGGGAGGUGGAAAGUGUCCAGAAACAGGUGGACGCUCUUGUCCGGUGUCGGUUCGAGGAACGGGAGGUGAACAACGAUGUGGUGAUUUUGAGUUUUAGAAUGCUCGUCAACGACCUGCUUUCCUUGUACCAGGUGCUGAACGAAGGUGUGGUGAACAUCCUGGAACAUUUCUUCGAACUGAGCAAGUACGACGCAGACAGAGCGUUCGAGAUCUACAAGCAUUUCACUAAGGAAACAGAACAGGUUGUUGGCUUUCUAAGAGUGGCCAAACAUCUAGAACAUAUUACCAAGUUACAUAUUCCUGUUAUCCGCCAUGCGCAAACCGGAUUGACCGAUUCUUUGGAGGAGUAUCUGAACGAUCCUAAUUUCGUCUCUAAUAGAAGACAAUAUUUGGCUGAAAAGGAGGCCAAGCAGAACGGUCAGCCGGUUCCAACUCCAAAACAGUCUCCCGUCAAGCAGCAACCAGCACCUGUACCAGCACCAGCACCAGCACCGCAACCAGAACAGCCUGUUUUCCAGCAGCCUGUUCCAGCGCAAACCAUCACACAAAGCCCUACAGAGGGCUUGGUUUUCCAGCAAACAGGCUUCAACCCGUUUGCUACAGGUUUCGUUCCAAUGCCAACUGGGUUCUCCAGUCAGCCGGUUAAUGGCAACUUCUACGGACAGACUCCGUCUCCAGUUGUUCCACAGCACACUAUCCAGCAUCACACUACCCUGCAGCAAAUCCCAGAGGUCCAGCCUGCUCCUAGCUACUCCCAGUUCCAGCCGCAGCAGGGUCCUUCUGUCAGCAGCGUGCCUCCGCCAACGGUUGGCCCAGAAACGCCAAUCACUCCGCAAUUGACCUCGUCGUUCACUGGAGCGGGUUUUGGAGGAUACACCAGACAGUCUCCGAUCAAGCCCCAGACCACGUCGUCACUGAAGGGCAAUCUGAACCGCCAGUCGACGAAUCCGUUCUCUGUGGAGCGUUCGAGCUCGAGCAACAAUCCGUUCGCCGUCAAGCCUGACACCGAUAAACUGACUCCUACAGAGACGGGCACGAAUCCGUUCCGGGCGCCAAUGGCGUCGCUGCAGCAGCCGCUUAAAAGCCAGCCCACCGCGGGCGGACUCGAGAACCUGCCGACGAUCCCUGUGUUCAACGAGACCAAACAGGAAUACCAGAGACAGCAGGUGCACCAGAAAGCGGCGUACGACCUCCAGCAGGCGGCACUACAAAAGGCGCAGCAGACUGGUGUGCAGACCCAACUGACCGGUUUCCAACAGCAGCCAACGGGUUUCCAGCAGCAACAGACGGGUUUCCAGCAAACGCCAACUGGCUUCCAACAAAACGGUCAACAAACGGGCUACCAACAACCUAACGGCUACCAACAACCUAACGGCUACCAGCAGCUCCAACAGCCCCAACUCCAACAACAACACACCUACAAUCCGUUUCAGCAGACCCAGACCGGUCAAACCUACAACCCGUUCGAAGGCUCCACGGGCUUCUGCGCAGAUCGUUUCAGCUUGAACGCCUGCAAUUCGCGCUCGUACUGCUGCUUCUCCUCCAGACUCUUUCCAGCAAGGUCCAGAGCCUCCAUCAGCUUCUCGCCCGCCUUGAGCGUCUCCAUGGUCUGGUUCGACACCUUCGCAGCCCCGUCCUCCUCGUCCUUCACAGGCUCGUCCCCGUCCAAAGAGGCCAGCAACUCGUCUUGGUACUGCUCGUCCAUCUCCUUUUCGCGCUCCUCCUCGAUAAACACCUGGUCGUCCGUCUCUUCCCAGAUCCUGAUACUGUGGUCGUGCGAAACAGAUACCAUAAACUCGCCCGAAUUGCUCACCGCCAGACUCCACACCUCCGAGUGGUGGGCCGCCAGCUUCUGCACGUUCUCGAACUUGAUUCCGUCCCAGUACUUGAUCAGACCGUCUUUGGAACAACUGAAGAAGUUCUUGGACUCUGGAACAAACUUCACCUUCAUAAUUGAGUCCUGGUGUCCAAAGAUCGACUUGUGA